This is a messenger RNA of Homo sapiens (human), 4590 nucleotides long. RefSeq lists its product as uncharacterized. The record is from RefSeq and is a predicted model, not a curated record. The transcript has a single exon. Bases 114 to 635 code for a protein of 173 amino acids. NCBI's taxonomy places the organism in Eukaryota, Metazoa, Chordata, Mammalia, Primates, Hominidae.
GGCGGGGGCCCGGGGGCUGGGUCCCCGCGGAACUUCCAGAUCGGAAGUGUGGCGGGUCUCUCAGGAACGCAUAUUUUCUUUUCGGAUUCUCCGAGAAGGGGUGGAGAAACAGGAUGGGAACCGGAUUGGUUGCAGUGUGGCACAGACCUGGAACCUUCCUGAAAGAGGUUGGGGCAGGCAGUGACUGUUCAGACGUCCAAUCUCUUUGGGACGCCUCUUCAGCGCUGUCUUCCCUGCCUCUGCCUUUAGGACGAGUCUCAAACACCAACAAACGCAAGGCACGUCCCCCCUCUCAGGUCAGCUGCGAAGGCGUGGGAGCAAGAGAGAGCCUCUCCCUCCUUCUACUUAGAGUUUUUGUUUGUUUGUUUGUUUGUUUGUUUCAAAUAUUAAUGGACGAUAAAACAACACGGAUUUGUCACCUCCUAGCGAAGAGGAAGCCACCGCCACCACACCCCUCAAGCAUGCCUGGGCACUCCUGGGGACAAUCGGACGUGGCAGGAGUUGGCAUGCCCAAGAUGAAGCUGGGAAGGAUGACCCAGAGUGGAAGGCGUGGGCUGGGGCUCCAGGUCUCAGCUCUCGCCAGCGUCGGACCACACAGCUUUGCCAGCUUUGCACCUUGCCUUUCCUUCUUGUGAGGCAUCUGGGACCGUCCUAUCAAGGCGCUUCAAAGGUGGAAGGACAGAGUGCUGGGGACAAGAACGUACCAGGCGCCCAGAAGAUUCCACUAGCGCGGCCAAACACUAAGACCAGGUUUCCUCCCUGCGUGGUGGUCGUUGGUUGUGCACGGGCUACGCACGAAGACUGAAUUCCUGAGAAAUGGAAACUGCAGGAGAAAAAUCAAAUAAACUUAGAGGCCUGUGAAGCUCUCCCUCUUGUCGCUCUGGGACCGCUCUAAGCUGAGCUACAUCUCAGAUACCUUCUCCCCCUGGAGGAUGGGCCUUUCUCAGGCACGAAGUGCGUGUGCCCCACUGGGCUCUUGCCCACAAGAGCAGUCUGAACCCUGGAGAGGCUGACACCGAGGUGUCUUGAAGGAAGCAGGCACACUCUCAUGCUUCCCCACCUAGGGUUUCGCCUUUCUUCUAAUAUUUAGGAUUCCCAGUGAAGGGUACUCCACACACACCCUCUGCCUACCCCUAAUCCCACCCCAUUGUGUCUGAUCCCACAAUUACUCCCAGGGUAUCUAUACUCACAGCUUUUGCGCUCAAAGAACAUUGUCGUCUGCAGGGAACGGGUGGAGCCCUUCUCAGAAGCUCCCGGGGGCGAGUCCAUUUUAAGAAUGAGUUGAAGUAGGAAAGAAAACACAGAUGCUGUCUUUGCAUUCGACAUUCUAUCACCAGCAAGAGAAUAUGUAACUCCUGUUCUUUCCUUCAUUAUUCCAUGAAUUACCUUUUUUCUCUAGGGAUCUACCAGUUGGUGAUUUAGGGCUUUUAAAUAUUAUGCUUGUUAUGUAUUUAACAAAAUGCAAUAUGUCUACUGGUGGCAUUGUUUCCUUGGGAAAUUAGAAAAGUAGAAGCUACAUACUCUAGUUCCUAGGUGGUCUCUGGAAAGUUGGCCUCAUGCUGGUUGGCUAAAUAAUAAGUGUUUAGGAUUUGAAAGGAAGAAAGAGAGCUGAAGUCCUGGUGACAGAGUUUGUGAGAAACAGAAGAUGUAACACUCUGGCAUUUGUUGAGGAGAUGAGGAAGAACUUUUGAAAAAUAAGCUAUUCUAUUCAGUUUUGUGCAAAUUUAUUGCAGUUGCUUCAUAGAGGAAGAAUAAUGUUGAGAAUGGAAUAAUUGCAAAUGCUAGUGAUGAAAUCUAAAGGAAACCUCUACUCAUAGUUAACUGAAAGUAUUUUUGUUGUUGUUGUUUAAAUACUUAUCUCAUUGCUUUCUUUCCUUUGCAGAAUUAUUUUCCUAUAAUAGUUUCCAUUAGGUGUCAGUCUGAACUGGUUCUUACUUAAGUUAGGGGUGAAAAUGUUCCAUCAUCACACCUUUUAAGAUAAGAAAGUGGGAAAAAUUAAAACUUUAUUAAGUUGAAAUUACUGGAGUUAAUUUUUAUUGUUAAAGACAGCUUUUUUAUUCCCAGAAAAAGUAAUUUUAAAUUAUGUCACCACUAGUCAAUGACUGCUUUUGCCCUGUCACUGUCCAUAGCCAUGAUUAAAGAAGUACAAAAUGCUUGUUUGUGCAUUUCAUGCUAGAUCCAAGUAGUGUUAAGUAGUCAUAAUUUUUGGAUGGCUUUUCAAUUGAUGUCCUAAGACUAGAAGGGUAAGCAGCCUUUUCUAAUAUUUCUUUUGCUUUACAAAGGUGAUAGAAAUUUUUCCUGAAAAAAGGAACAUGGAUUCAGCUUAAGCUGUUCAUUUGACAAUACUGAGGGCACAGUAAAGGAGGAGGGAGACAAAUUGUGAAAAUUACUUAUGUCCACUAGUUUUACUUUAAUAAAUCCUGCUUAAAUACUCAGAAUUUAUGAAUACAAUUUAUGAUAUAUAAGUGGGAUAUUUUAGGUCGCCCAUUUAAAUUUAUAUAAUGUCUAUAAAUGGUCAAUUUUAUACUAUAAUAUUCAUUAAUAAGCAUAAGAAACAUCAUCUUGAUUGGUCAUUUGCUACUGAGUCCCAAGUAAGUAGCUUGAUAGAAACUGCAUUUUUCAGAAAAUUUGCUUAUUUUAUUCUUUGUAUUUGUGAAUUCUGUUCUGAUGUUGUUGCUUGAAUAAAAUUGUGGGGAGUGGUGAUGGUAUUCGUGGUUAAAGAUCCAUAGAGCAUUAUGACAACCCCAUGAACUUUCCCUGAGGCCAUUGUGAGCCCUAGAAUGAUGUGGUUCUUGGUGUCAGAGCAAUGCCAAUCUAGAACCAGAACAGAGGUCCCAGUGAAAGUCCAAGCAAAGGCAAGCAACGAUGAAGUAGCAUUUUGAUGGAAGGAAUAUUCCAAAAACCCUAUUAUCAAUUUUUGUCUUAUUAUAUUCCACAUUAGUCAUGAGAAAUUUUCAAAUUUAAAAAUAGACAACAAAAUUAGAGAUGAUGGGUAUAUUGGGAAACAUUUUUGUGUUUUAUGUAAGACAGAGGAGAAGUGCUAAGGACAUAGAAGGAAAGACAGCAUAAGGCCAUCACAGUUGUUCACCAUCUUGUCAAUAUGUACAGGUGCAGCUACCAUUGUAUCACGGAAAUGACAGAAUGAUGUUCUUACUGUGUUGGAAAGUAGUGUAUUCUGCAUGGGAGACUUACUGUUUAAAAGUAAAUUUCUUUUGGAUAUAUUUUCCGUAAGAAGAAAAAAUAUAAUAAUGACAUCAGAAUAUUUAAAGACUUUUAAAUCAUUUAGCUAUUGAAUUUAGUUAUUGAUAGCUGUACAGCUAUAUACACAAAUGGUAAGUAGAGUUUAAGCAAAUAGCUUUGUAGUACAAUUUGUUUUUUAAAUGUUUUCAGAUUUUUAUCUUAGUGCUUAUACUUUAAAUCUUGACUUACAAGUCUUGCAUUUAAGUCUAGAAAACAUUUUGCAUGAUUGUAUAAAAUAAACAUUUUAGUUGAGGAAACACUGCAGUUCAUCCAAAAAACAUAAGCUAAAAAGAUAUAAUAUUUUAAAUUUCUUGAAAUGUGUUUGUUACCCAGUAAUUAGUUGAGUUUGUUGAGUGCAGCCUAACAAUAAAAUCAGUGUAUCUGUAUGUUUGUAUUGUUGACCAGCUUAAAAAUUUAUUACCAACUGUAUCUUGUGAGUUCUGGGUUCUGUUACAUCCUGGCUAAUAAUAAUGUGAGCUAAGCAAGGCAGUCUGAUCUCCAACACAAUUAAAAUAUUAUAAUACAUAUGCAAGGGUAAAGACAACACUUCAUUUGCUUUAUUUGUGGAAAAGCCCUUUGAGACUCAUAGUAUUUGAAAAUAUAUAUAUAUAUAGUAGAUCAAACUAGAACCAAAUGUUAAAAACCUACGAGUUCUAAAACAUGCAGUUCAAAGAUUUUAAAUAAGGGUUAUUGCCUUUAUUAAUUUAAAACCAAUACUGAAUCUCAUUCAGUUAAAUUACAAACUAAAAAAGACAUAUUGCUGGAAUCUAUUAAUACUAUGUUUCCAGUUCAAAUGAAAUUUGUACUAUAAUAUGCUUUUUAAAAAGUUGACAAAUUAUAUUACAAUAGUGACAUAAUUGCAUAAUUUGAAAGUAGGGUCUAUUUGUAAACUUGAAUGAAAUAUGUGCUUUUUGGAAACACUUUUUCUGAAAAGAUUAUUUUUAUAAAAAUGAUACAUUUUAAUUGGAAAGUUGAUAUUUCUUGCAAUUUUGUUUUUAAAAUUUGUAUUCAAUACAUGAGUGAGUAUUAAUUGAAGCCUAUUUUUGUCUCUCUAAGCUAGUGUAGUCAAUUUCAAUAACUGUUUCAAAGAAGUCUCAAGAUAAACUAAAAAUUACUCAUUUAAAAUAGUUUUUUAUAUAUCUGCCAAAUAGUCCAUUAGUUUUUGGAUUCCAAGAAGAAUGAAUGAAUGAAUGAAUGAAUGAAGGUCAUGCCUACUAUUCUGUCAGAAGCAGAUAUAAGAAAAAGACCUUUUCCUUUGUAAUAGAAAUAUAUCAUGAUAAGACUUCCAAAUAUCCUGGAUUGUUUUACAGAUAACUACACAGGAAUUAAAGUUAUAGAAUGAUUACUUUA